CCGCGUUCACAGUACAUACUGUAAAUCGCCCGGGUGCGGCGGGCCCCACCGCUUGUUCGACCCCGGCAGCCCUUCCGUCGCCGGCCCGACCAAAGGAGGCGGCUUCCGCGGCGGCGAGGGGAGGCCAGCCCAGAUGACGGUGGCGGCGGGGGUGGGCUACGCGCUCAUCGCGCUGGGCCCCGCUUUCUCCCUCUUCGCCGGCGUCAUCGCCAGGAAGCCCUUCCUCGUCCUCACCCUCCUCUCCAGCACGUUGUUUUGGCUUAUAAGUUUGAUCGUCCUCUCGGGAAUAUGGAGGGGGUUUCUUCCUCUAAAAUCAGGAGUGUGGUGGCCAUAUGUCAUUUUGAUCCUUACAUCUGUUGCAUUUCAAGAAGGCACCCGUCUUGUGUUCUGGAGGCUCUACAAGAAAAUGGAAGAGAUGCUAGAUGCCUUUGCUGACAGAAUAUCUAAACCACGUCUCUGUUUGACAGACAAGAUGCUAAUCUCUUUGGCUGGUGGUUUAGGUCAUGGACUGGCUCAUGCGGUCUUUUUCUGCCUCAGCCUCCUAACUCCAGCAUUUGGUCAAGCAACGUUUUAUGUCGAGAGGUGCUCAAGGAUGCCAUUUUUUCUUGUGUCAGCAAUUAUUGCACUUGGGUUCUUGGUCAUCCAUACUUCCUUGAUGGUUAUUGCUUUUAAUGGAUAUGGAGAGAGAAAGAAGAGGGACCAAAUCUUUGUCCCAGUGGUUCACCUGAUUGCUGCUGUGAUGACAUUGAUCAACCUUGUGCCAGGGGGUUGCCUUGUCGGUACACCUUUACUGUGCAUAACGGCUGCGAUGACCUUGUACUACUCCUGGCAAGUGGUGGGGCAGAGAAUAACAGAGCACCAACAUCGACAGUCUUAACAGCUAGCGCUUUGCCUUGUGCUCGUCGCAUCGCAUGGAGUUUCCUUGUGGGCUAAUCUUUGUACUAGGACAACUGUAUGUAGAUUUAGCGGGUUCGCCAAUGACUCAUCAUCUUAAGAUAUUGACUCCCUUAUGAAAUUAUGAUGGGUUGUAUAUGGUACUUGUACUGACACGGUAUACUUGUAAUGAGAUGUUUUCAGUGCUGUCUGGUCAGGCAAGAGAUUGCCGUCAGAUUGGUGCUUGGUUCAAUUAAAUACUACUCCCUCCGUUCCAAAUUA
Messenger RNA from Triticum urartu, 1155 nucleotides. The record is from RefSeq and is a predicted model, not a curated record. Lineage: Eukaryota; Viridiplantae; Streptophyta; Magnoliopsida; Poales; Poaceae.